GAAGGCAGUGUGCAGUCAUCAACUGGUUUUUUACUCGUGAAGACGUGUCCGUCCGCAGCCAAGGGGAUCAGAACGAAAGCUCAGAAAGCAAGAAUAACGGUGUCUUCACGCGCUUUCUGAUAGGCAGCAUUGAGUGACUUGUGCGAAAGUAUAGAACGGAUCAGAUUGUCAAGAUGAAGAAAAUCGUGCUGUUUUUCGCUCUUAUUGUGAUGGAAGUGAGAACCGAAGAAAGCCACUUCGAGCAAGAUCUGGGCGAUCAAUUUAAAAUAGACGCAUCAACGCACGGCUUGCAAAAGGUGAAUUUACGCUGCGGGGCUGACUCAAUGCGUGUCGAAUUGAAGACAGAAGAAGAUUUUACCGGCGUUAUGUACACCCGUGGCAGCUUUUACAAACAGUCUGAGCCAUGUUUCGUCAAGCCCAAGCGUGCCGGCAAAUCGCUGGAAAUGAAAUUCAACCUGGAUCAAUGCCAGACCAUCAACAACGACCAGGUGUACUCCAAUAUCGUUGUAGUGCAGCAUGACCCUGACCUCGUUACACCUGGGGAUGCCGCAUUUGCCGUCGAAUGCGAUUUCCGCAAGCCUCGCGGAGUUACCGUUACUUCGCAGUUUCAAGCCAGAGAUAGUUUUACACCCACAUCGAGAAUAACACUGACAAGCCCCGAUCCGUCGACACCUACGCAAGAUCAUGAUGAAACGAACUCAGUGUUUAGUGAAACUGAUACGGUUACAUUCAUUCCGAGCCACUUCAACAACCAAACCGCCGAAGAGAAGCGAGUGAAGGGCUCGGUGGAAACCGUUGAAGUUUCCUCUAACAGGAUCUCCGAUGAACUUUGAAAGUGUUUUGGGAAUGGUUUAUGUUAUUUAAAUUAUUAUUAUUUAUUACGCUUGCAAAAUACAUUCUAAAUAAACUUUCUUCUUUUUGUAUGUUUCAGGCCAGUAUUAGAAAAAGUAAACGCUACUCCUUCGUAUAACUAAGUGUUCGCUUUAGCUACAUCUAAUUCCGUAGAUUGCCAAAACAUGACUGAUUACACCAACUUAACUGUAAGACUUCGCAAUGACUACAUUUUCGUACGAAAACUAACCGAACUAACAAGAAUUACCAAUAGCAUGUUACUGUCUGCAACACACCGUAGUGUAAAGUAAGUUUAGAGUAGCCAGAAUUGUUAACAAGCAUUCACUAAUGCAAAUUAUCACUGUUAUAAGUGAGCAUUGAAAGCUGAGAGAGUGGAUUGUAUGAGUGGAUGGAUGAGUGAGAGUACUGAAGAAAAGCAAAUAAAGGUAUUAAAAUUUCUUUAUUAGAAAUGCAUCAUGUUCAUAGGUGUUGUGUUA
Molecule: messenger RNA, 1328 nt
Organism: Armigeres subalbatus
Lineage: Eukaryota; Metazoa; Arthropoda; Insecta; Diptera; Culicidae
Exons: 3
Coding region: 174-833 (219 amino acids)
Source: RefSeq, a predicted model, not a curated record